Messenger RNA from Coprinopsis cinerea okayama7#130, 2331 nucleotides. RefSeq lists its product as hypothetical. The coding region runs from base 1 to 2331 and encodes 776 amino acids. NCBI's taxonomy places the organism in Eukaryota, Fungi, Basidiomycota, Agaricomycetes, Agaricales, Psathyrellaceae. The record is from RefSeq and is a predicted model, not a curated record. The transcript has 7 exons.
AUGAGUUCCCCCGCACCUUCUGCUGGGUCCGCCGAACACCCGACCCCUGUAAACGGCUGGACGUUCACCCCGAUGGAGCAAGCCUACAUGCGGGAAAAGUUAGAGGGGUACAACGCCUCUAGCGGCAAACAGCGGAGGAGGUUUUUGAGGUCCACUACGCAGUACAUAUGCCAAGAAAACGAAAAGCGGACUGGCGCCAACCUUACGGAAGCAGAGAAGUCCGCUAUAGGAAAGGCAUUGAGGGCCUGGUUCAAGGCCCACGGAAACGCUCGAAAGACAGAGAAGAACCUGUACGGCACCAAGUGGUAUGGGAGGCGGGUGUAUAUGAGGAUCCACAAGGCCAAGGUGCAGGCCUUGGCCGAUGAGAUCGUGAAGGGAGACGGAGAUGUGGAUUUGGACGAGUUCCUCGAAAACUGGGACUCUGAUGAAGCCCGCGAAAGUAAGGAUGGCGGAGGAGAGGGCGGGAAGACUGGAAGGAACGCAAAAACCAAGGGCAAGACUGGCGACAAUAGUGAUUGGUUCUUCAACCACUACCAACAGGCAGGCACCCUCCUCAUCAGCACCUUAACCGAGAAGCAGUUCGCUAAAUAUGAAGUGUUGGCGGACAAAUGGAACGCGGAGGGUCCGCCUCCCGAUGUUCAAGCGAGGAUGGCGGACAAGCACGCUGCAAAGAAGGCUUACAAUUAUUUGAAGCAUGCCAGGAAGGAUUACAACUGUCUUUCCUAUCUGCUGUUGGGUUGGAUGGGGAAGGAUGGGAAGCCAAAGGCGGUGGAGCUGGAUGUUAACGACGAACUUGGAUGGCCCAAGAACUUUAGCGAUGACAACGCCAAACUUCUCCAAACUGUUUUUAAACAGUUCCGCAGCUAUGUCUACGAGGCCUUCGAGACCGGCGAGGACGACGGGAUGGAGGACUCGGGUAAGAAGAAGGGCCAUCGAAAAGCACUCAUGAGGAUGGAGAGGAACGCAUUUGGAGAACCUCUCCUCCCGGAUCCGAGAACCCGCCCAGCCAGAGUGCCGCGAGGGGACUGGUAUUGCCAAGCCAUCCGCACCUUUUUCAUCUACCACUACGCACUUGUGUCGAGGGCCAAAAUAACCGACGAUAGCUGGCCCCGCUUUCCUUGGACUCGAGUUUUGAAGGAGCCCAGACGAUUCUUCUCGGAGGCACACCUUCCCGACGACAUCAUUGAGACCUUAAAGGAGCCUUCUGCCAUGACUGUUCCCCAGAGGGUAGUUGUCUUCAACCAUCUGUAUAACCUCCAAGAACCUGUUCGCAAGGACGAGGCGAGGAAGAACGACAAGUUGUUCGAAAUGAAGGCAUAUAUGGAUCGGUGGGGUAAUAUUCUACCAAGAAAACCCAGAGAGGUGUUCGACAAUGACGGGGAUGAAGGAGACGACGAGGAGGAGCAUCCCCACCCGGCGAAAUCCACCAAGGGGAAGGAGAAGUUCAAGGGCGGGCAGUCAAAAAAAAGUGGCAAGUCCUCAGCAUCCAAGGCGGCGCUAAAAUCAAAGGCGACGGGAGGUUCGCAGCAGCGAGAGCAGCAGGAAUCUAGCCGCCUGGCCACCCCUGUCCGUUUUUCACUGGCAGGUGCAUCAGACUCAGGUGACUCCGAUGAGACGUCGGGGGAAUCUGACUCUCGUGAAGAGGAGUCGUCAGGAUUCGAUGACCCCACAUCUCGCACCUCUUAUCCCCAAAAUGAAGAGCCAUUCGGUCAAGACGAUUUCCAACCUGCCCUUUCGCCCAUUGCGGAAGACCACAAUCCUUCUGAUGAAGCGUCCGCACCAGCCUUGGACUCUGAACACGCUCCAGCCCUUCAAUCGACAAUGCCAGGCUCUGUGGCUGCUUUGGAAUAUACCAAGACCCUUCAAUCGUUCUCCUGGACCUCCUCAGAGGAGUCAGACACCUCGUCGAGCAACAAUAGUCCUGAAAAGCCGGCCUUGUUCUUACCUGACGACAUGGUCCGAGACAAUCCCUUGGAGCAAGCUCCUGAAGAUGAAGACCUUCAAUCGCCGGUUUUGACUAGAGGACGACGCUUAGCGGUCAAAGACGAUCAGGUCUCAGAGGGGGCAGUGUUACCUGAGAAGCGCCGUCGGGGGAACCAGUCUGAGGACCCUGCUCCCAGUCAGAAGCGAGUGCGGACUGCUCCCGCAACCCAGACUCCAACUCGGCGGGUGACUAGAGCACAAUCUCAUACUCCAAGCCGUGGCACGAGAUCGGCCACUGCUCAAGCCAGUCGAAGGUCGGGAGUCCAGUCCACCACGAGACCACCCCAGAUCGCCACCAGAGGUUCUCAGAAGUCCACCAAGAAGGCCAAAUCCCGAGCUCGUAAGUAA